Molecule: messenger RNA, 525 nt
Organism: Verticillium dahliae VdLs.17
Lineage: Eukaryota; Fungi; Ascomycota; Sordariomycetes; Glomerellales; Plectosphaerellaceae
Exons: 1
Coding region: 7-357 (116 amino acids)
Source: RefSeq, a predicted model, not a curated record
GCGCAGAUGUCGAUGGGCGCUGUUCCAUCAUAUUUUAUUACUCUACAAUCCCAAACAUCUUCAAUCGCCAACUUCGUUAUACAUACUACCAACGUGAUCACGUCAGCACGCCUAUUGAAUAUAGAUUUCUCAUUUGAUGGAGUUUCCGGUCUUCUACCGUUCAGAUCAUGUCCAGUUGUCAACAUGGAAUCUUCACUCGUCUACCACGAGCCCUACAUCACGACCAUCGUGAUCCUUUGCAGUUUCUUGCUUCUUCUUAAUAUAGUCUAUUAUGCGCUGGACCGUAUUGUUUACUGUGGACUCAUUGGUCAAGUUCUUCUCGGUAUCGCCCGGGGCACGCCUGAUUUCAAUGGCUAGAGAGAGACCUUGAGAAUGCUGCUAUGCAGCUUGGCUACAAUGGGCACUUGUUGAUUGUCUAUGAAGGUGGAGAGUUUGUUAAUAGGGUUCGCGGAUAUCGCUGACUCGAUUCAGGAGGGCUUGCAACCUCAUUCAAAUCUUUGAAAGCCAAUUUAUUCUUGUCAGUGG